This is a messenger RNA of Oncorhynchus masou masou (cherry salmon), 1878 nucleotides long. RefSeq names its product carcinoembryonic antigen-related cell adhesion molecule 1-like. Lineage: Eukaryota; Metazoa; Chordata; Actinopteri; Salmoniformes; Salmonidae. Bases 261 to 1571 code for a protein of 436 amino acids. The record is from RefSeq and is a predicted model, not a curated record. The transcript has 10 exons.
GGCUCAGUGAAUGUAAAACCCCACAAAGCUUCCUUAUUAGUCUUAGUGGAGUUGGAUUGUACUAUUCUGAAAGUGGAGCUUGGUCAUUUGUUCCUUCAUGCAGCGAUAUAACUCAUCAAAACCUUUUAUCUCAAUAUUCCUUCCUCAUAUCAGGUUUUGAUGUUACUGUAGACCACUUUAAUUGAAGCUCUGUCUCUUAUGCAGUACUUAUUUCUAGGUACAGAAGUAGUCUGAAUCACAGACGUGUUACAUCAGAAGAGAUGGUGGCAUCUGUAGUCGUCUUUCUUACCAUGGCAAUACUCUCAGGAUAUUGUGCUGGUCUAGAAGUGCUUCCUCCUGGACCUGUGAAUGGAACAUUGGGAGGAAAUGUGUUUUUCAAAACCACCAUCAAUCCAACGACACUUAGUGCAAUCAUCUGGACUUUUGGUGAUACCCCUGUCAUCAUUGUUGACUUUCACAGUUCUGAAGGUCCUGUGACCGGAGAGGGAUAUGUUGGCAGGAUCAGGCUGGACAAUAGCACUGGAUCUUUGGAGCUCUUGAAACUGACCAUUGCUGACAAUGGAGAAUACAGAGUGAUCCUAAGAGAGUCUGAUUUGAUGUAUUUGUCAAAUACAUCACUGAAUGUCUAUGAGGGGGACACUAUUUGGCAUGACAGACCCUUCGAGAGCGCAACUGCCCGGUCUGUGCUGAUGAGCUCUACGCCUGUCCAUGAAGAAGUAUCUGGUGCUACUAUCACAAUUACCCCAAACCCACCAAUCAUCGAGGGGGGCUCUGUCACUUUAACCUGUGAUGCAACUGGCUUCAACAUCACCAGAGAGUGGAUGAAGGAUGGUCAUCCUGUGUCUUCUGGUGACAAUAUCAUAUUAUCUGAGGAUAAGAGAGUGCUGUCGAUAAAGAAGAGAACAGACAGUGGCGAAUACCUGUGUAGAGUCAGCAACCAUGUCAGCUCUGAAAAUGCCAGUGACACUGUGCAUGUAAUCUAUGGACCUGAUGGUAUGGAAAUCAAGGGUCCAACUAAAAUAGAAGUAGGACAGAAGUUUACAUUGACCUGCUCUGCUGACUCAAACCCCCCUGCUAGUUACACCUGGAUGCACAAUGAGACAGAGAUACCUGGACAUUCCCCUGAGUUCACUAAAGAGAAGAGUGAAUACUCUGACAGUGGGGAAUAUACCUGUUCAGCAACAAAUGAUGUCACUGGAAACAGAACAUCUGUGGUCCAUAAACUGUCAGUAAAAGCGGAGGGCUCUCCAACUCCAGACGGGCUGUCUGUUGUUGUCAUCACUGGGACUGUGAUUAUAGUGUUGCUGGUUGUGGAAGUGGCAGUUAGUGUUGCAGUCUAUUUCAUCAAGAAAAAUGGAAGCAAUGUUGAGCCAAUGCAUCGAGGAGGCUCGCAACAACAUGUAUAUGAGAACCCAUCACCUGUGUAUGAGAACCCAUCACCUGUGUAUGAGAACCCAUCACCUGUGUAUGAGAAUCCAUCACCUGUGCGUGAUAACACACAACAAAAUCAAUCUCCACCUCUACCCCUGACAGACUUCAAGACUACCUAUGAUACUAGGAUAAUGCAGUAAGAGGUCAGGAAGAGAUCUCCAUUCAACCACCAUUCUCCAGUUCCACAAUCAACACAAAGAAAACCUGCAUGAUAACACCCAGUGUGGAUCUGAAAUGUAACGUACAUAAUACAUUUGUGCUAUGUCUGUCUGCUUUGUGUAAUUUCUUAACAUUGAAAAUAAAACCUUGUUAAUAAUGAAAGUAGAUAACGCAUUACUGUACUGUCAUUUUAUAAAUUAGAGCAUAAUUAAUGCCAGUUAAAUAAAUAAGAAUAUUUAAAUGAUGAAAAAACAGAAUGACUAAUAAAUAUUGGCUGCUAUUUUCCUA